CUGCAUAUUACGACGACCACUUAUUGUCGCUCAUCCCAUACAGCGUCUAACUCAUACCUUAUCACCUCUCAUCCUUAUCGGACUCCACGUCCUCCCAUUCUUCGAAAACUCCAGCAGAAUAACAGAGUCACAUAACACAAAUGGCGUUCGGAGGCCCGCCCCGAGGCCGCGGCGGUGGUAGAGGAGGUGCACCAAGAGGCGGCUCAAGAGGCGGCUUUGGCGGUGGCGGUCGCGGUGGCGGCUUUGGCGGUGGAAGAGGCGCACCACGAGGAGGUGGCAGAGGCGGUGGUCGAGGAGCACCCCGCGGUGGCCGAGGAGGCGAUCGUGGUGGACGGGGCGGUGGCAGACCCGGCAUCAAAGGAGGAGCGAGAGUCAUCAUUGAACCUCACCGACACGCCGGCGUAUUCGUUGCACGCGGCGGCAAAGAAGACCUCCUGGUGACCAAGAACCUCACGCCUGGCGAGUCCGUGUACGGCGAGAAGCGCAUCUCCGUCGACGCACCAUCCACGCCCGCUGUUGACGGCGAAGUCGCCCCGCAGCUCAAGGUAGAAUACAGAGUAUGGAAUCCUUUCCGCUCGAAGCUGGCGGCCGGUAUCCUCGGCGGUUUGGACGACAUUUACAUCAAGCCCGGCGCGAGUGUACUCUAUCUGGGCGCUGCCUCAGGAACUUCUGUCUCGCACGUUGCCGAUAUUGUCGGUCCAACCGGACGUGUGUACGCUGUCGAGUUCUCCCACCGGUCUGGUCGUGACCUGAUCACCAUGGCGACGCACCGCACGAAUGUCAUCCCGAUCAUCGAGGACGCCAGACACCCGCUGCGAUACCGCAUGCUGGUCGGCAUGGUGGAUGUGAUUUUCGCGGACGUUGCUCAGCCCGAUCAAGCACGUAUCGUGGGCCUUAAUGCACAUUUGUUCUUGAAAGCCGGUGGCGGCGUGCUGGUCAGUAUCAAGGCCAAUUGUAUCGACUCGACGGCCAAGCCGGAGGUGGUAUUUGCGUCCGAGGUCAAGAAGAUGCGCGAAGAGCGGAUUAAGCCAAAGGAGCAAUUGACGCUUGAGCCUUUCGAGCGUGAUCACUGUAUCGUGGCUGGUAUCUACAACCACAGCGCUCAGUAGACGCCUCUUCUGCUGCGUUAAGUUCACCCGUCGACCACAACUGGUUUGCGCAAGUCUAAUCUGCCUGUCCACCAAAGACAGCAUGGUGAUAUGCUGCCCCAAGGAACAUGUGAAGUCUGACGUGUAGCAUCUUGGCCAACGAGAUACCUGGUUCGAUGAGGAAUCACGUGGAAAAUUCAGAGCUGGUGAAGCGGAAAUGCUUCUGCAGUGCGAGCGGAUGGAGUGCAAUGAUGAUUAUUGGAGCUAUGCUGAGCCUGAGAAUUUGUAGGCAUAUGGUCUUUGCGUACGGUCGGCGUUCUCGGCGUGAUGAAGCUACGGAUCAUGGGGGGCAAUGGAUAGUCGUCGGGCCGGCUUCUGUCGACUGACCGUCAACAUGUACACCUUGGUUUGUGUAAGAGACAUUUUCAAAACGGGGCAAUGGAAUCAACUUCAGUGGAUCUGUGCUAUCUUUCCGUGAAACAGAAGAGAGAAUGAGUUUCUGACGGUGAUGUGGAAGCGAGUAUUUUUG
This is a messenger RNA of Exophiala xenobiotica, 1617 nucleotides long. Its product is annotated as rRNA 2'-O-methyltransferase fibrillarin. The coding region runs from base 141 to 1109 and encodes 322 amino acids. The record is from RefSeq and is a predicted model, not a curated record. Gene Ontology annotation, molecular function: RNA binding; histone H2AQ104 methyltransferase activity; rRNA methyltransferase activity. Gene Ontology annotation, biological process: box C/D sno(s)RNA 3'-end processing; rRNA methylation. The transcript has 4 exons. NCBI's taxonomy places the organism in Eukaryota, Fungi, Ascomycota, Eurotiomycetes, Chaetothyriales, Herpotrichiellaceae. Gene Ontology annotation, cellular component: small-subunit processome; box C/D methylation guide snoRNP complex; nucleolus.